Messenger RNA from Protopolystoma xenopodis, 495 nucleotides. Lineage: Eukaryota; Metazoa; Platyhelminthes; Monogenea; Polystomatidea; Polystomatidae. The record is from the annotation of a GenBank genome assembly.
AUGCUACGUUCUAACGAAUCACUUAAACGUGCCCGCCUUGCAAAUGCCAGUGCUGGAGACAUUAGUGGUUCCAUGCUCUGCGCCAGCGCCGGUGGGGGGAACAGCAGUGCUGGCGGCAAUAGUUGUGCACUACUCACAGGGCUAACACCUGAACAGGAAGGCCUUGUAGUCAACAUGGCGGCUGCUCAGCUUCUUGCCGGGAGCUCGAAUAUACUUACUGGUUCAAAUGCCGGUGUUAGUGGAUGCGUUGGAUUCGGUUUGGGUGGUUCGAUGAUUAGCACAGCAGCAGCGGCAGCAGUGGCUGCUAGCAUGAUACCUAGCAGUACAAAUGCGGCGAGUACUCUUGGUCUGGGUUCUGGUGAUGAGACUGGAAGCUUCUAUCAAAGCAAGCUGAGUAUAGCCGAGAAAUUGACGCAAGCACACACUAAAGAGCUGGUCAAACGGAGUGGCGCAAACUUGGCUGAUCUUGUAAAUCAGGAUGCUUUGGCUGCCUUG